This is a messenger RNA of Entelurus aequoreus (snake pipefish), 3067 nucleotides long. RefSeq lists its product as uncharacterized. Gene Ontology annotation, biological process: DNA integration. The coding region runs from base 693 to 2444 and encodes 583 amino acids. The transcript has a single exon. Lineage: Eukaryota; Metazoa; Chordata; Actinopteri; Syngnathiformes; Syngnathidae. The record is from RefSeq and is a predicted model, not a curated record. Gene Ontology annotation, molecular function: nucleic acid binding.
CCUUCACCGUAGUCACUGACAGCAAUCCGCUCACCUACCUGCUGACAUCUGCCAAACUGGACGCGACGAGCUACCGGUGGCUCUCGUCGCUCUCCACAUACACCUUCAAAAUUAUUUACAGAGCAGGGAAGCUGAACGCCGAUGCGGAUGGGCUCUCUCGGCGGCCUCAUGUGGAACACCCAGAGGACGCCCGUUCCCAGAAGGAACGAGAGAGAAUCCUGAGGUUUGCACAACACCAUUUGGACGACCCUUCCUGCAUCUCUAUUGACGAACACUCAGUGCAGGCAGUAUGUGACAGGCACCUUGUGUACAGCUCACCAGACAAACUGCAAGUGGCAGCUCUUGUGCAAGCUCUCUCAAUCAGCGUUGACGGCCUACCGGACAGCUUUGUGGAUGAUCAACAUUUCUCUUUUCCAGUCACUUCCUUUUUGUCUGUCACUGAGAUUGCAGACAAACAAAGAGCAGAUCCGGUUAUUCAGCAUGUUGUCGCCCAGUUGGAACACGGAGGCAGCCCGCCGCCUUCUCUGAGGGAACAGCUUCCAGAUCUGCCGCUGCUCCUGCGAGAGUUGCCACGACUGGAGAUCUUCAAUAACAUCCUCGUUAGGAAAAGAAUCAUCAAUGGUGAGCCCAGCUACCAACUUGUCCUACCAGAGGAGUGUCGAGCAGAGGUCCUCUACCAGUUGCAUGACCAGAUGGGCCAUCUUGGAACAGAGAGGACACUUGACCUCAUUAGAGCACGCUUCUACUGGCCACGCAUGUCCAUCGACAUUACUAAUAAAGUAAAGACUUGUGGGAGGUGUGUUCGUAGGAAAGCGCUGCCAGAGAGAGCUGCACCAUUAGUAAAUAUCCAAACAGCAAGACCGCUCGAACUUGUUUGUAUGGACUUUCUUUCAAUCGAGCCAGAUCGGAGUAGCACGAAGAAUGCACUUGUCAUCACUGAUCAUUUUACUAAGUACGCUGUAGCGGUCCCAACCCCGAAUCAGAAAGCCACGACAGUAGCCAAAGCCCUGUGGGACAAUUUCCUGGUUCAUUAUGGAAUACCCGAAAGGCUCCACAGUGACCAAGGGCCUGAUUUUGAAUCGCACACCAUCAAGGAGCUCUGUCAGAUUAUGGGAAUCCACAAGAUCAGAACCACGCCUUACCACCCUCGUGGCAACCCUGUGGAAAGGUUCAACCGUACGCUCCUGAACAUGUUGGGCACCCUGCAAGACCAGGACAAAACUCAUUGGAGGGAUUUUGUCAAGCCUCUGGUACAUGCUUACAAUUGCACCCGCAAUGACGUCACCGGCUACUCCCCCUACGAAUUGAUGUUUGGUCGACAACCCCGGUUGCCUAUCGAUUUGGUUUUUGGUCUGCCUGUGUCUGGAAAUCCUCAAACAUCCCAUUCACAGUACGUUGAAAAGCUUGAGUCCCGUCUUGAAGACAGCUACCGCAUUGCGACUAAGAAUGCAGAAAAGGUCAUGGGAAGGAACAAGUCUCGAUUUGACAAGAGAAUUACACCCUCCGAAUUAUCGGUAGGGGACAGAGUCUUGGUUAGGAAUGUCAAGUUGAGAGGCAAGCACAAGAUAGCAGAUAGGUGGGAGUCGGAUGUGUAUAUUGUCGAGAAGAGAGCCGGCACUCUUCCGGUAUAUACUGUCAAGCCUGAGGGGAAAAAUCGACCUGUAAGGACCCUCCACCGAGACUUGCUGCUGCCUUGUGGCUAUUUGUCAACAACCCCCAAAGCAGACUUGCCAAAGCAACCAAUGACAUCAGCCAAAGUGAUUCCACUAGUGGACCCAGCAAUUCUGGAGCUCUCUGAACCAGAAUACUACCCCCCAGAUGUGUAUUUACCCAACUUACCUGAAACCUGCUCCGCUCCAGCAAAAUUCACAAGAGUGAUUGACUUACCUGUUCCUAUACAUUCAGUUGUCCCAGUUGCAGUGCCCGUGAGUUCGCCUGGCCAGCCCUCACAAUGUGCUACAGAAGGGGAUCCUGUUGGUGUGGUGCACAGUGUAGAGAUGGAUCAGGAAACACCUGCCGACCCUGGGCAAGUGUUUGAAUUGCAGGACACAGAGUCAGUGCCAGAAGUGGAUGGAGAUGCUUUAGGGAAGCCAGAGGACAGCACCUCCUCUACGUCAGAAUCUCCGCAAGCAGCAUCUACCUUGAGUGAGCCUGAGUCACCCACUGGAACCGAAACAUUCAGUCCAGAAUCUGUAUCCCCAGCUCCACGGCCUACUCGAACCCGCAAACCUCCCAGUCGCCUUCAAUAUGCAAAGCUUGGACAUCCAGUUUUGCGCAGGAUCCAGACCUUGUUCCAAGGAUUGAGUAAUGUCUUUGAUUCUACACUGCAGGUAGAGGAGUCUGGAUCGACAAUCACUCCCCAGGAAGGAAUUGUUUGCCGCCAGCCACCUCCAUGUACGAGGCCGUACAUGAGUAUAGGGGGGGAACCUGUAACCCAUAUUUAAAAUAUCCAUUGAAAACAUGCAUACAGUGCAAAGACUUUUAUUGUGGAGGGUUACUUCCUGCCGCUCACUUCCUUUUAAGGAAGUGCUGCUCACUUCACCACCCCCUCCCGUAUCUGCUGUGGCUGCGGUGCUGUGAGAAGCGCUUGAGACGAAACUUGCAAUAUCUUCUCAUUCUCACACUUUGCAAACUUCAUAAUUAGAGCUGCCAUGUUCGAUUAAUUAUUGGGCCGUUCAUGGUAUGUUGUUUUUGCCCUCGAUUACUCAGGUCAGGUUUUUUUCCGGGAAGGAAUACCCGUUGACCCAAACAACCUGAGCUCCCUAUCCACUUUCAAACUCAACUCAACAAAUGGCGAGCUAAACAACUACGCGGUAGGACAAGCAUUUCUUUUCUCCUCCGCGGCGAACCUUUUGGAUUACUUUUGUUUUUGAACUGAACUUUUGGACUGACGCGAAAGCGUUUGCAUACCUUUUGAACUGAACUGUGAACUGGUUCCGAGAAAGCAGCAGGACUGCAUCUUGUAUUUUUGUUUUGGGCUUUUUUUUUUUUUCCUAUUGUGUCAUUUGUGGCAUUUAUAUUCUUGUUCAAUACAUUUAAUGCAGUCAAAACCAAAAUAACUAGUUGU